Messenger RNA from Pomacea canaliculata, 4180 nucleotides. Its product is annotated as zinc finger protein 280C-like. Lineage: Eukaryota; Metazoa; Mollusca; Gastropoda; Architaenioglossa; Ampullariidae. The record is from RefSeq and is a predicted model, not a curated record. Gene Ontology annotation, cellular component: nucleus. The transcript is spliced from 9 exons. The coding region runs from base 168 to 2489 and encodes 773 amino acids.
UUGAAGGAGGGUGGGGGUGGUGUGAAGAAAUCCUAAUAGCUUCCCCUGAACUUGUUGCGCUGUUUGUUCAACGCGAGCUUUUGGCGACUUAAGUCUUGUUUAUUUUCCUGCGCGUUUAUUUUAUCUGUGAAGAGCUUAUAUAAAGGAAAACUGAAAUAAACAUUAUUAUGCCGAAGAAAAGACCAGAGAAGGAAUCUGUUUAUUUCCAAGAUCAAAAAAGGGAGAAGAGGCAACGCCACAAUCCUGGUUUCUAUGCCAGCUUUGUGAAGGGCUUAGUUUCUCAAUCGGGUCACCAUGAAGACAGGACUAAAGACAAAAUAUUACCUCACCUACAAAAGGGGAAGAAGACUGCAGAAUGUUUACAAAAAGCAAACAAAAAGAAAACUGCCUCCAUCAGUGAAGAAUAUUCAGAGUUUUCUUUGCUGUCACUGCCAGAAUGUGAAGUAGAAACCACAGAGUGCAGUUCUAGUAGUAAUCCGGAAUCAAAGAACUUAAGGACAAUAUCCAAAUCUGUCAUCAACGUGAGAAAGGAUGUAAACUCAUAUUCUCAUAUUUUUAUGAAGGAUUUUACCUGCGGUUCCAUGUUAAAACCAAACUUGAGAAUACCAGGUCAUUUCAAGAAGCAAAGAAAACAAAAGUGCAGCUUUGUCACAUCUAAUGACAGAAGAAAUGUUGAGGCACAUAACACAUUGAACAAAGACAUGAAAUAUGUGACUAAGGGUAGAAAACAUUCUGUAUCUGGUGGUAGUACUUGUAAUAUUGCCACAGUUGUUAAUAAGAAUUGUGAGCAGUUCAGAGGCCAUCAUCCACCAGGAGAAGAUGAUAAACUCAAGCACACUGGCAUCCAGUGUGAUAUGUCUAGUCUGCAGGAAGACAAUGCUGAAGAAACUUCAAGUUUUGAUUCAAAUGGGAAUGGUAUCAUCAAUAUUAAUGACAUUUUAACUGCUGACCGAGCUGAACAUACAGUAAAUGCGAGAUGUAACGAUCUUGAUGUUUGCCACAAUGACAAGACAUUCCAGACUGUUUUAGCCACUGUGGAAGAAGAUAUUGUUUCUCUUCCUGGGAUGAAAGAAUUUUUACUUAGGGAACUGCCAUCACAGAUGAAUGUUCUUGUGCAGCAGCUUAAAGAGCGAGUAGUUAUUACUGGCUCUAUUGAGCAGCUUAACAGGAUCUGGACUACACUCUCAAAGAAGAAACAAGAACACUAUACAAAGGAAAACAAAAUUUGCGAAGAAAGGGGAAAAGCUUUGGCAGAGAUGGUAUGCAACCUAGACUGCAGUUCUUUUAGGUCGUUAGACGUUUCCUGCAGGGCUUCAGAUAAGGAUGAAAUGGCCCAGUCUUCUCGAACUGGUCAGCGUGUGGUUUUUGUUGAAAAUGGCCAUGGCAUUUCACUGCAAGUGAAUGUAGAGGUGCCUACUUCUCAGCUCAGUUCUUCAGCCAACAUAACUAGCCCACAACCUAGCCAAAACUGUAUGCCGCUUUCUUCAGUCCCUGGAUCUAGCAUGAAUGUAAACAGAAAUCGUGAUGAAGAGGAUUGUCAUAAGUCUGUCUUUGCUGUUUCUGACAUUCAGGAAUCUUCACCAGAAGGAGAAAUUUUGGCAUUAGAGGAGAAAGUUGGAGAAGGAAAUGCAAGUGAUGAAACUUCUGACUUGAUGCAGUUUUCAGUGAGUGAUGAAGCAUUGCUAUCCCAGCCUGAACAUAAUACAAAUUUUAUGAUAUCCUCACAAAAAGCAGGCAAAAAUUACAUAAUGGGUACUGUUGACUCUUUAGAAUGUAUCAGUGAAGAACAAACAGUAAUUGUUGAUGGAGAAAAUGCAGUAGGUACAAUACUGGAAGAAAAAACUGUUGAUAGUUCAAACAGUGACACAGGUCCUGCGAUCAGGCUGACAGACUUUGGAAUGGUUUCUCCAUCGUCUGGUGGCUUCUUGCCAUCUUCACAGACACUGCAAUGUGGACUUUGCAAUACUGUGUGUCAGAGUGAAGAACUGGCUUUGAAGCAUAUGAAAACUGUGCAUAGGAAUGGUACGCUGAACACUUGUGAAGUAUGCGGAGUGGCCUUCCCUGAAAAACGAGGAUUGCUUGUUCAUCUCAAAGCCAAACAUGAAGGUUCUGGAUGCACCUGUCAGAUUUGUGGGAAAAAGUUUCAGUGCCAUCGAUACCUCCGCACUCACCUGCAGCGACAUGCAGGUGUCAAAAGUUGUGCAUGCACAAUAUGUGGGUGGCGAUUCUUUGAACAGCACAAACUCAAAUUUCACAUGGAAACACAUAAAACUGCUGAAGAGAGAAAUCUGCCUUUCAAGUGCAAACUGUGCAAUAAACAAUUUGUAAACAAGGCAACGUACAGUGAUCACUGCAACACUCAUUCUGGGCUUCGGCCUUUUACCUGUCGUGUUUGCAAUGCUGCUUUUGGACACAGAGUGGGCCUGAGACGGCAUUUAAAAACCGUUCAUGAGAAGGCCAGACCCUACGCAUGCAGUUACUGUCACUAAGAUUUCACCUACAAAGCCAAGCUAGAUUCUCAUCUCAUCUUGCACACAGGCAUCAGUAAACACAGGUGUGAACUGUGUGGAAAGGUAUUCACUGCCCGAACAUCUCUCCAGCGACACCGGGCUAAAUGUUCACUUGGGCUGAAGACAACAGCCCACAUUACCUUUAGUGCAAGGGACAUCACCAGCCAGCCAGCCAAAUGGGGACAGUGAUUCAGUAUUUCUCUGUGGCAUUUGUGACAAGGCUUUUGCAAAUUAUGAGGAAGCAGAACAGCACAUUGUCUUGCAUGACUCCAGGGCAUCUUCAUCAUCCGAUAGACUUGUUCAGGAAGAAUGCACAAAUACAAGGAAUGGUGAAGCCUCACAUUUUCUGCAGAGCAUCACUACCUCUCAGCCUGAGAUGCAGUCUGUUGAAGCAGAGGUAGUCUGCUAUGCUGUGGGCAGUGUGUCUGGAGUUGUGACUGGUCAGCUAGGUCCCAAGUCUUCUCUGGAGCACAGUAUGACUAGUGGACAGGAUGACCCAUGUGCACUGAGAACGACUCAGAGAGGCACAUUGAAAAGUCUGAACGAGGAGGAACAAGUUCAGCUGGUAGCAAGCACACUAGCAGACUUAUCCACCUUAUGUUAGAUUCAGCACAGCUCGGCAAUGGGACUCUUCACUCUGGGAAAUGCUUUUUAUCACAUUUUACCACAUGAAAUAAGACACAAAUACUCUUGAAACUCAUAAACUACAAGUUAUAAAACUCUCUGCAAUUCAGCUGCAUGCUUACAGUCAAACCAUGAUCCUUAAGUGUGUUCACUUGUGAAUGAAAGUUCAUUGUGCGAUGAUAACUGCUCGGCCAGUUAUUAAUUUGUGCUAUCAUUAAAAUUGGGUCACAUCACUAUUACUUGAAAAUAAGCUUGAAGAACACCCAGAUGUGUAUUCAAAUGCAAGAUAAUACAAAAGACACAGGCUAGUGCGCACAUACAUGCAUGUGCCUUAAAACUUAUGCAGAGCAAGGAGGAGAGCAAUAAAAUGAUAUCAUGAAAACACCAUAUUGAACAGAAGAUGGAAAAAAAACGAUUUAAGAGAAUGAAAACAUAGGGUUCAAAACACCUGUUGUCCAAAGACAGUUUGAUUUUAGUAAAGUGUGAAGGAGGCACGAAGUCAUCCUUCUGUGAAGUUUCCAGAACACUUUCUGGAAUGCACUUAGAGCUUUUAAGUUUCAUUGUGAGAGACAGGCACUUUAAAGUCGACUAAUGUCGCAGUUAAUACUACUUCAGGAAGAAAAGCGCAGAUCGAUUUCUGUAUGUACUUCAACAUUUUAAGCUUAAAUUUUUGUAUAGACAUCCUUGCUCGUGUUUCAUAAAUAAUUAUAGGAAGUGUGUUGAUUCUGGGAAUGAAUUGAUCAUUUAUUAUAGGCAUAUACAUUUAAAUGUAAAAAGUUGAGUGCAGUGCAGAUUGGCUUGUAUAUGUGUGUGUUUUGAGAGAGAGAGAAAGGCCUUACAUGCUUGAGACAGAUUAAAAGGCUUUGAAAAUGUAUGUAUUAAAAAUGUUAAAUUUAAAUUUUAUCACUGGUAAUAAUAUGUUUGGUUAAUAUAGUGAAAUUACUUUGGAGGUGUGCAUAGGAAAUUUUAGUUGAACAAUUAGAAUUACAAAGUAUUGUUGUGGAAAGUAUGUCUCGUUUGGGUAAAAAUAAAGAAAACUUUAUGGA